CGGGCGGGAAGGGCCCGGGGCGAGCCGCGGGGUCUGUGCCCGGGCCGAGGAGGAGGACGCGGAUGUGAUGAGCAGCCCCGGCGGGCAGAGGGUCGCGGGGCCCCUCGGCAGCGCCAGACGGAGCCGGAGCCGGCGGUGCGGGGGCUCCCCUCCCUCGCUGAACUUCGCCCGUCCCCGAGGCGCGCCCGGCGAGGUGCGGGGCGGCUGGCGGGGAUCCCCGCCCCGCUCCGCCGGCAUCACAUGGUGCUGGGGGAGGAGGGGGGAGCCGCCCCCCAGCUCUCGCUUCUCCUACAGUUUCUUCCAGUCUCAGCGCUCAACUCCGGCGAGGCUGGAGCGCGGCGCGGGGCUGGGCAGGGCGGGCUCCGCCGCCUGCUCCCGGGGCGCCGCUCCGCAGCGGAGGCGGCGGGGAAGCGGCACAAGUGCGCGGCGCCUCCGCUGCAUCCCUGCUUCUGAUGCCCCUUCGCGACUGCACGCCAGCCCGGCGGCCGCGGCUCCGGGAGGAUGCGGCUCUUCCUCCUCGCUGCAACUUUCUGGGGAUUGUGCCUGGCGCCAGGUUCGGGUUUGCAAAUACAGUGUUACCAGUGUGAGGAGUUCCAGCUAAAUAAUGACUGCUCCUCUCCGGAGUUCAUUGUGAAUUGUACAGUGAAUGUUCAAGAUAUGUGUCAGAAAGAAGUAAUGGAGAAAAGUUUUGGAAUCAUGUACCGCAAGUCCUGCGCCUCCUCGGCGGCGUGUCUGAUCGCCUCCGCCGGCUACCAGUCCUUCUGCUCCCCUGGCAAGGUGAACUCCGUCUGCAUCAGCUGCUGCAACACUCCGCUCUGCAAUGGGCCCCGCCCCAAGAGGAGGGGGAACUCUGCCGUGCUGCCCAGGGCACACCUGAUGACCACUCUGCUGCUGCUUACGUUUGCUCUGUUGUUUUUGUACUGCUAAACUU
Messenger RNA from Prinia subflava (tawny-flanked prinia), 931 nucleotides. It is a transcript of the gene LYPD1, whose product is annotated as LY6/PLAUR domain containing 1. Gene Ontology annotation, molecular function: acetylcholine receptor inhibitor activity. Gene Ontology annotation, biological process: acetylcholine receptor signaling pathway. Lineage: Eukaryota; Metazoa; Chordata; Aves; Passeriformes; Cisticolidae. The transcript has 3 exons. The record is from RefSeq and is a predicted model, not a curated record. The coding region runs from base 502 to 927 and encodes 141 amino acids.